This is a messenger RNA of Fundulus heteroclitus (mummichog), 1692 nucleotides long. RefSeq names its product SUN domain-containing protein 2-like. The transcript has 37 exons. The record is from RefSeq and is a predicted model, not a curated record. NCBI's taxonomy places the organism in Eukaryota, Metazoa, Chordata, Actinopteri, Cyprinodontiformes, Fundulidae. Bases 79 to 1692 code for a protein of 537 amino acids.
GAUGAACAAAAGGAACAUGACUUAAGACCUGCUUUAAAAGAGAAGGAAACUGAAGCCUUGCAACAAAGGACUCAAGAGAUGGACACACAUGAACAAAAGCAACAUGAUUUAAGACCUGCUCUAAAAGAAACGGAAACUGACGCUGAAGCUGAAGCCUUGCAGCAAAGGACCCCAGAGAUGGAUACAGAUGAACAAAAGGAACAUGACUUAAGACCUGCUUUAAAAGAGAAGGAAACUGAAGCCUUGCAGCAAAGGACUCAAGAGAUUGACACACAUGAACAAAAGCAACAUGAUUUAAGGACCCUAGAGAUGGAUACACAUGAACAAAAGGAACAUGACUUAAGAUCUGCUUUAAAAGAGAAGGAAACUGAAGCCUUGCAGCAAAGGACUCAAGAGAUGGACACACAUGAACAAAAGCAACAUGAUUUAAGACCUGCUCUAAAAGAAACGGAAACUGAAGCUAAAGCUGAAGCCUUGCAGCAAAGGACCCCAGAGAUGGAUACAGAUGAACAAAAGGAACAUGACUUAAGACCUGCUUUAAAGGAGAAGGAAACUGAAGCCUUGCAACAAAGGACUCAAGAGAUGGACACACAUGAACAAAAGCAACAUGAUUUAAGACCUGCUCUAAAAGAAACGGAAACUGACGCUGAAGCUGAAGCCUUGCAGCAAAGGACCCCAGAGAUGGAUACAGAUGAACAAAAGGAACAUGACUUAAGACCUGCUUUAAAAGAGAAGGAAACUGAAGCCUUGCAGCAAAGGACUCAAGAGAUUGACACACAUGAACAAAAGCAACAUGAUUUAAGACCUGCUCUAAAAGAAACGGAAACUGACGCUGAAGCUGAAGCCUUGCAGCAAAGGACCCCAGAGAUGGAUACAGAUGAACAAAAGGAACAUGACUUAAGACCUGCUUUAAAAGAGAAGGAAACUGAAGCCUUGCAGCAAAGGACUCAAGAGAUGGACACACAUGAACAAAAGCAACAUGAUUUAAGACCUGCUCUAAAAGAAACGGAAACUGACGCUGAAGCUGAAGCCUUGCAGCAAAGGACCCCAGAGAUGGAUACAGAUGAACAAAAGGAACAUGACUUAAGACCUGCUUUAAAAGAGAAGGAAACUGAAGCCUUGCAGCAAAGGACUCAAGAGAUGGACACACAUGAACAAAAGCAACAUGAUUUAAGACCUGCUCUAAAAGAAACGGAAACUGACGCUGAAGCUGAAGCCUUGCAGCAAAGGACCCCAGAGAUGGAUACAGAUGAACAAAAGGAACAUGACUUAAGACCUGCUUUAAAGGAGAAGGAAACUGAAGCCUUGCAACAAAGGACUCAAGAGAUGGACACACAUGAACAAAAGCAACAUGAUUUAAGACCUGCUCUAAAAGAAACGGAAACUGAAGCUGAAGCUGAAGCCUUGCAGCAAAGGACCCCAGAGAUGGAUACAGAUGAACAAAAGGAACAUGACUUAAGACCUGCUUUAAAAGAGAAGGAAACUGAAGCCUUGCAGCAAAGGACUCAAGAGAUGGACACACAUGAACAAAAGCAACAUGAUUUAAGACCUGCUCUAAAAGAAACGGAAACUGACGCUGAAGCUGAAGCCUUGCAGCAAAGGACCCCAGAGAUGGAUACAGAUGAACAAAAGGAACGUGACUUAAGACCUGCUUUAAAAGAGAAGGAAACUGAAGCCUUGCAGCAAAGGUGA